UUCUAAUUACACUUUCUUUCUUUGUUGUAAACAUCAUGGGCAAUCAAGCAAGCAAAGUCAUUGAAAAAACAAAGGAAAAGAAGGAGAAGAGAAAAGUUCGAAGACGUUCAACCAUCUCAGUGAGCACCCAAUCGCAGGCAUCUCUCCACUUCACGCCAGCCAGUCCAACGCGCGCAAAUUACGAUUGGCUUGAGACAUCUGCACCUCCUUCCAUGUCUUCAUCGGUGUCGACGUCCAAUGCACCCACCGUUUCCAGCACAGGUUCCCAGCAACGUCGACGGUCUGUCAGCGACUUUUUUGCAAAGAGAAAACAAAGCUUGAAAACCACCAUUUCGCAGGACGAAUAUAAAGAAAAUGAUAGAUUGCAGCGUUUGCAUUAUUUGCUCAAGAGUGCUCGCAAAGGAAAUUUUUCGGCUCCCAUUCAAGUCGAAGGUGACUUUACAAUCUUAGACCUAGGCUGUGGAGGUGGAAUAUGGAGUUUGGAAAUGGCGGCUCAGUACCCUUCUGCACGCGUGCUUGCCGUUGAUAUGAAAGCACCGCAAACACUUCACUACUCUCCCAAGAAUUUGGAGUGCAGAGUCAUGGACAUUACUGAACCAUGGCAGGGCAUUCCAGACAACUCCAUUGAUUAUAUCUUCCAAAGAAAUAUGGGUCAACUCAUCAAUACCGACAAGUGGGAGUGUAUAUUUAGCGAAAUGUAUCGUACCUUGAAACCAGGAGGAUUUAUCGAACUUUUUGAACCAGACCUGUAUCACCAUAAUCCUGGUCCUGUUCAACAAGCAUUUGAUAGUUUCCUUAAGACGCAAUGUGAUGAUGGCGGGGUUGACUUCGCUUUGGCUGAAGCUAUGCCAGAAAGAAUUGAAAAGGCCGGAUUUACCGAACUUACUACGCGUCUGCUCGACUUGCCAGUGGGAGAGUGGCCUUCUGACCCUGAACUCAAGCAAUUUGGAUUCAUUAAUAAGGAGGUUCAGCGCGCUCUACUCAAGAACAUGAAAGCAUUCUAUAUUUCACACUGGGGUAUCUCUGGUGAGGAUUAUGACUUGGCAUCCCAGGAAGUCAUGGAGGAGUUUGAAGAAUAUCAUGGGUUUUCUCGUUUCACCUGUUGGAUCGCAACUAAACCUACAACCGCAUAGAACCAAUAUUUCUCAUAAUUACGCCGCCCCCCAAUUUUUUUUUUUUUUUUUAUAUAUUAUUACACCUUGACCUGUAACUUAGCUCUCAUAACAUAGAAUAUCCAUAGAUUGAACGUAGAUACCCAUUAGAUACACAUUACUAGUCUUCCAACUUUAAACCUACUGCAAAAACCCCCUAUCCGUUCCUUUAAGUUACUAAGAUCCAAUUAACACACAUUAAAAUUUUGUUAUACCUAUGCUCAACUAAACCAGGAGUUUUUCUAGAACUUGUGGGGGGAUUUAUUGUUGAAGGUCAAAAAGACCAUGAGGAUGACUUAGUAAUGCUUAGAAAAGUUACCAUAGAGAUGAGAAGGGAAGGGGA
Molecule: messenger RNA, 1494 nt
Organism: Umbelopsis ramanniana AG
Lineage: Eukaryota; Fungi; Mucoromycota; Umbelopsidomycetes; Umbelopsidales; Umbelopsidaceae
Exons: 4
Coding region: 36-1133 (365 amino acids)
Molecular function (GO): methyltransferase activity
Source: RefSeq, a predicted model, not a curated record